AUGUCUGAUUUGAAUAGACAGCUUAGUUUCUGUAAAAAGGCCAAAAUGCGUGUUUUGGGCGUAGUAGAAAACAUGAGUGGGAUAGAAUGCAUAGAAUGCGGUCACAUCAAUGACGUAUUUGGUACUGGAGCAGUUGAACUAUUCAGUACCAAAAACAGCCUUGUUUUUUUAGGCAGAAUAAAUUUCAGUAUCAAAAUGUGCAGGGAACUCGAUUCUGGUCAAAUUGAACACGAUGAAAAUAUCGCACAAAUUUGUAGCGGAAUAAGAAAAGCAAUGAAUUUUUAA
This is a messenger RNA of Enterospora canceri, 285 nucleotides long. The record is from the annotation of a GenBank genome assembly. Lineage: Eukaryota; Fungi; Microsporidia; Enterocytozoonidae.